Messenger RNA from Haliotis rufescens (red abalone), 1167 nucleotides. RefSeq names its product QRFP-like peptide receptor. Bases 1 to 1167 code for a protein of 388 amino acids. The record is from RefSeq and is a predicted model, not a curated record. The transcript has a single exon. NCBI's taxonomy places the organism in Eukaryota, Metazoa, Mollusca, Gastropoda, Lepetellida, Haliotidae. Gene Ontology annotation, biological process: G protein-coupled receptor signaling pathway. Gene Ontology annotation, molecular function: neuropeptide Y receptor activity. Gene Ontology annotation, cellular component: membrane.
AUGGACAAGUACCGCCUGUUGACCAGAGUGUGUCAGAGACUGCUGAAAAAGAGCAACGGGACGGACAAGACGUACUGUGAGGGGGUCCUCGGCAUAAUGUCUCGGCACGGACAGGAGUCCCGUCUGGCCAUCAAGUCCAUCCAAGAUAUAGCAGAACAGGCGAAAUAUGUGCUAGUGGCCGUCUACACCGUUUCGCUGGCGGUUUCUUUCUUAGGAAAUACAUUAGUAAUCAUGUCCUUUGUAUUCCACCGCCACAUGCGUUCCGUCAUGAAUGUGUUUAUAGUUUCACUUGCUGUCAGUGACUUUCUAAUAACCGUAACUUGUUCUCCUAUCAAUAUCGGAAACGCGUUGGCAAAAUACUGGAUACUUGGGGGAUUUGCCUGUAAAGCCAUGCCGUUCAUGACCAAUUUGUCUGUAGCUUCUAGUUCUCUGACGUUGUGUUGCAUUGCAUUAGAUCGCUACAAUGCUAUUAUUCAUCCUCUCAAAUUGAACGCCACCAAGAACCCAAAGCGAGCGGUCAUACUUCUUCUUUGCGUCUGGGUCGUCUCAAUCUCCGCCAGCAUACCCUAUGCUCUGCUAUACAACAUCUACGACAUCUGCAAGGGAGACAACUGUGAGUCAGAGGCCCACCUCUGUUACGGGUCUGACAGAGGCCUCCUGGCGUCUCUGGAGAUGUGGCUAACGCUGGUUGUGCUCCUGGUCCUCCCGCUCUCCUUCAUAGCGGUCACCUACGGAAUCGUCAUCUGGCGGCUGUGGUCCAAGAGGACCAUUGGGGCUCGGAUACCGACAGCCGAGGACCUAAGGACCCGGUACAAGAAAAAAGCGGUGAUGAUGAUGGUGCUGGUGGUGGUGCUAUUUGCUUGCUGCUGGACGCCGCUUCUUCUCUUUGACGUCAUCGGCAGAGAAGAAAGCUUGAAGGCGUCCCAGAGCAACCUCAUACUCAAGUACUUCCUCCAAUGGUUCGCUCUGAGCAGUGCUUGCUACAAUCCUAUCAUAUAUGCCUUUAUGAAUGAACGCUUUCGGAAGAAUGUUGUCAAGCUUCUGACGUGUCGGCGGGUGCGCGUGGAGCCCGUGAAUCCCAGACAGACAGGGGCGGUGAGGCUUAGAGCCUCCCAGCAGCCUCCCAUAAGGACUCGUCAAUCUGAGGGAACCACCAGCAGAUUCUAG